This is a messenger RNA of Effrenium voratum, 1608 nucleotides long. The record is from the annotation of a GenBank genome assembly. NCBI's taxonomy places the organism in Eukaryota, Dinophyceae, Suessiales, Symbiodiniaceae.
AUGGUGAUGCAGAUCGCCAACACGCUGCCGUCUCCUCUGCGCGAGAUCCUCCUGUUCUCGCUUUGCAUCGGCAUUCUGUGGGGGGCAGCUAUCAUGGAACAGUCCUCCAAGACGCCGCCAGCGGGGCCGGAGCCGCCUGAGGGCUGGCUCUGGCACGAGCUGAAGGACCCGGAGCUGCCGGAAGUCCUGGCAAGGCCAGCCGAAGGCGAGGCGGACGUGGCCGUGGCUGUGGUGCCCGGGAACCCGGGUGUACCCCACUACUACUGCGAGUUCGGCGAGGAGUUGCAGAAGGCCCUGCAGGAGCAGGGCGUUUCUGCUGCGAUCUACUGCGUGGGCUACCUGGGCUUCCCCACCCGCGCGGAGGGUGCGGGUUUGCGGCAGCGGUCCCAAGCCGUGUCGGUGGAGGAGGAAGCUGCAGCCAUCUCCAAGGUGCUGGAUGAGCUGCAGGGCGGCCACGAGCGGCUGGCGCUCUUCGGGCACUCCAUCGGCGCCUGGAUCACGCUGCGGCACCUCCGGGCCAUGGCGCCGGAGCGGCGCAGGGCCGUGCCGCUGAAGGUGCUGGCUAUGCCGUACCUGGAGUACCGGGCCUUCAGCCUGCAGCCGCUGCUUCUGUCGCCCUCAGCGCUGGCGCGCCUGGUGGCGCUCUCCGCGGCGGCGCUGCCCUCGCGGCUGAAAGAGCUGGGUGCGGGGCUGGUGAGCCGCAGCCAACGAGGCAGCUUGGUGUACGAGGUCACGUUGAAGACCUUCUUCCAGCAGGUGCAUCACUUGCCUUCGAUGUCGGGCCUCUACUACACCGAGUGCCAGCGACUCAAUCCAGCGACUGAAGGCCAAGGCUUCGUGGAGGUCGCGGAGAUCAUGGCGCUGCCCGACCGGCCGCGGGUGCUGGCGCUCUACACGAAGGACGACAUGUGGGCUCCGAUGGAGCACUCCAAGAGGCUCAGAGGCUUUCUCUCGGAGAAGGAUGCGGUCGUGGACCUGAGCGCUGACCCUGCGGGGCCGCCGGCCCACGCCUUUGUCCUCUCCCGGAAGCACUGCCGGCAAAUGGCCGGACUCGUGGCCGCCUCGCUGGCGAGGUUUCAGCGGCCCAUGUUCCUCGCAAAGGAGCUGCUCGGGAAGCCCGUGACCUUCCUUGAGGAUUGCGUGGGUGAGAAGGUGGAGAGCGCUUGUGCCAACCCCGCCCCAGGCUCCGCUGGGCGCCCGGAUGCGCGAAGUCUCAAUUUCUUGCCAAGUCUCCUCUUCGGUGUGUCAGCUAUUUUCGCCGGAGCCUCAGGGGAUGACAGCACGGCCUUCCCCAGCGAGGCGGGCUCUCGCAUCUGGUCGCGCCAGCACUCUCCAGAUACAGAAGCCACUGAUGUGGCAGUUGUGGACUUCCAGGAGCUGAAGGCCGCAGUUCUACGGGCCCAAUUGGAGCGUGAGGGCAAUUUUCAGCCAGCCGACGAGGCCGAGGAGCCAGACUCCGAGGUCGCCGUCCACCGCAUGGCUAUGGCGGCGCGCCGAUACGCCACUGGCGCCUAUGCGACAGAUUCCGAGGAGGAAGACGACCCAGAGACAGUGCACCGCAUUUGCAUGUCCGUAAGGCGACUCGCUAUGGGCGGGCGGAAGCUGUAA